This is a messenger RNA of Didymella exigua CBS 183.55, 750 nucleotides long. RefSeq lists its product as uncharacterized. The transcript has a single exon. The coding region runs from base 179 to 592 and encodes 137 amino acids. The record is from RefSeq and is a predicted model, not a curated record. NCBI's taxonomy places the organism in Eukaryota, Fungi, Ascomycota, Dothideomycetes, Pleosporales, Didymellaceae.
AAGGCCAAGGAGGAGUUCCCCGAGUCGCCGGAUCCGGCAAUUGGCAUGCAGGACGAGAGGGGUGGCCGUGGUGGACGGUAGAGGAGCAUGACGUUAGGGGACAGAGAUGGAAUUUUCGCCAUGUCUUCUCCCGCUCGUCGAUCCUUGGAGUACUUUGUAAAACAACUAGGCUCAACGCAUGCGCUGUUGCCACGGCUAUCAGAGGAGUCUGACAUAUCCCUGCCCACCAGCUCACUCCCGCCCAUCCUCGCCCUCAUACAUCCAUCUCCCUCCCCCGCCUGACAAGCGCGACCUCCCUCCCACUCCUAGCAUCCCGCCUCUCUGCAGCACCGGCUGUAUCACCACUAGUCUCUGCUGCCUCCCUCGCCGACCUCUUGCCUCCCUGACCAUCAUCCGGCCGAUCUGCAUCUCCACGACAUCGAGCAAGUCCUUGAGCGCCUCGACGCGCGAGCUGCCGACUUCAGGCGCGUCUUCUUUGAGUCUGACCCGACGGUAUAUUGCAAGCAUGUUCGACCAAUUUGAUGCGGGGAAGCUGUGGUCGCUCGCGACAAAGGCCAGGCAGGCAGUGUUCUCAUUGCUACACCUAGUGUAACACACACCUUGCAGAUCGACGGGAAGCUGCAGCUCAGCUGAUCCGAGUACCACUUAUCCAUGUAGGUCGACAGAAAGGUAGUAGAACUUGAGGUAAAAUCGUCACCUCGAUGAUGGUGCAGUGACAUUGAGUGGUAUCUAUGUAGUAGCUCUGAAGCA